Molecule: messenger RNA, 1561 nt
Organism: Suillus bovinus
Lineage: Eukaryota; Fungi; Basidiomycota; Agaricomycetes; Boletales; Suillaceae
Exons: 10
Source: RefSeq, a predicted model, not a curated record
GUCGGUUCGACAUUAAUUCAAAUCAUGGCUAAAACGUUCAGGAAAACCCGGGUAUUGAUCUCAAGAAGAGCGUUCGUAUAAUAGGGAACCAGAAUGUUCAUCAUAGUUGAAGAGGAUGGUAUCAGGCUCACCUUGAAUCAUUGUUCUCGAGGACGUGAGAGGAAGAAACUAGAAACUCCGGCGGACUUUGUAACUGGUGUACCACAUUGGGCGGAUUUCCCGGCUCGCUGGCGGGCUGUGGCAUGCUGUGGCGUCAUUACAACGCUGCUCCGAGACCUGCUUGCAUUUCCACCACCCAUCCACUUGCUCAGCACUCAAAGCUCAGGCUUUUGCUACCAUGUCUUCCAGAGAGCCGAUGUGGUAUUGUCACGAAUGUCAUGCUGAGAUGAGACCACUCAUGCAACCGGAUCCAAUCUGUGCAUCAUGUCAGGGAACGUUCGUCGAGAAGAUAGAGGAUCCAAGCGAUGAUCCUCGGGCAUACCAGCAACACGCCCCGAGAGGAGGCUUCGAUGACGAAAUUCCCCCGAAUUUAGGUGGUUUUCUAGGUGCGCAUUCAUGCGUGCAUGGAAAAACGCCCACAGCUGCAAUAACGGGAAAUCCCCGAUCUCGUUCACCCACCUUCCCUCGUAGCCCUGAGGGAGUACCGGGUGGUAUCCGUCUUGAGUUUCAUAGUACUGGACCUAGUCACGGUGCCACAAGAACCUUGUUUCUUGGAGGUCCCAAUACGCUUAAUCGUCCACGCUCUCCGGAGCAGCAGCGCGAUGGUGAACUCCCUACAAUGUCCGAGUUCCUGCGUCGUGAGAAUCAAAGUGGUCCACGACAACCUGGAGAUAUCACUGGUCCAAUGAUGGCGCAAUAUUUAUUGGCUUUACUGGGACAAGGUCAGACAGGUAGAGGUUUAGACCCUUUUGCUGAAAUGUUCUCCCUUGGUCCUGAAGGAGGGCCGGGCGGACGAUGGGGCGACUAUGUUUUCAAUCAAGAGGCAUUGGACCAAGUAAUAACGCAGAUAAUGGAAAAUUCUGCUUCGCGGCCUGUUCCAGCAACAGACGAAAUCAUUAACAAUCUCCCACGAGAAGUUCUUAUGGAACGAUCUCCAUUAUUAGAUAAAGAUUGUGCCGUAUGCAAAGACCAGUUCCAACUUGGGACCGACGACCCGGAAGAGCAGGUUAUUGUAACUCUACCAUGCAAGCACCCAUUUCACCAGCCUUGUAUUUUGCCAUGGUUAAAAUCUAGCGGAACGUGUCCUGUUUGCCGGUAUGCUCUUAUAGAACAAGCACAACAAUCACGCCCACCAGGCAGCCCCCCGGGACCAGGAAGUGGACCCAGUAGCCGCUCGACAAGCCCAUCAUCAGCCCCACCACGUCCACGAUCGCCUGGGAACUCGGGUCGUAGCGGUGGAGGAUUGUUCCAGUCAUUAUUUGGGGGAAGUAUGGGUAGCUCGAGAGCGGCUGGCAGUUCAUCAUCUCAGGGUAGGAAUUCAAGUUCAAGAGGGGCACGUCGCGCGGGAACGUCCAAUGUAUCUCCUAGCAGUACACCACCUUUUCCUGGGCGCUGGGACGAA